This is a messenger RNA of Zootermopsis nevadensis, 2749 nucleotides long. RefSeq names its product Conserved oligomeric Golgi complex subunit 5 four way stop (gene fws). Gene Ontology annotation, biological process: intra-Golgi vesicle-mediated transport. The record is from RefSeq and is a predicted model, not a curated record. Gene Ontology annotation, cellular component: COG complex. NCBI's taxonomy places the organism in Eukaryota, Metazoa, Arthropoda, Insecta, Blattodea, Termopsidae.
UGCACUCACCUGUUUCAACUCCAAUUAAUAGCUGUUGUUAAGCCACUCGAUCUUCCGGCGUAUUCUUAUACGUAUACGUGUUGCGUAUCUGUUAAUUAGAAUUAAUACUUGUUAAACAGUAAAUAGUUAUUCGUUGAUCAGCAUGAUCUAGUAAAACUAGCUGCUCAAGACCGAAUAUAAUUACAAUGACAGACACAGACGUAUGGGAUAUAAUUGAGCGUGAUGAAUUUUAUAAGCAGUUUCUACAGAAUGAUACAUCUGUUAAGUCCCAGGCAGUUUUGCAAGGUUUAGCAGCAACAGAACAGCUGAAGAAGUUGACUGAAGGGAUCAGUCUCCUGGACAAGGAAUUGCAGAGGCAGGUUAUGGCUAAUCAUGAAGAUCUUCUGUCACAAGCAACGUGGGUUGAAAAACUGGAUGGGGUGCUUGCUGUCAUGCAGACGCAUGUCCAGUGCUUGCUGUCUGCCGUCGAGCGGCUGCGAACAAAAAUUGUUGAGCCGUUCAAUAAGAUCGAGCAGCAGACUAUGAUGUUGUCUCACCUCCACGCGACUUCGGAUCUUUUGAGACGUGUGGCUCGCAUACAGCAUUUGUCGCGUCGACUGGGAGCUCAGAUGCAGGGUUCUAACCCUGAUAUCACCAAGGCUGCACAGAGCCUGAGUGAACUAACCCAGUUGUCCGAGGACGUCGAUCUGUCUGGACUCGAGGUGAUAGAGGAAGAUCAACGGUUCAUUCGAAAUCAUCGAAUUGAGGUUGAGAGACAGGCGAAACUCAUGCUAACACAAGGACUUCAGACUCAGAACUUAUCACAGGUUGGAACCGCUGUGCAGGUCUUUUGCAAUCUUGGAUCACUUGACGGUACAGUAAGCCACGUGCUUGAGACGGCACAGCACAACAUAAAGCAGAGUAUAAAAGAGGCUUUGGACGUAAAUACGUUGAGCCAAGCGACCGCAGCAGAUGCCAUCAAAGGCAGAGGCGCUCCAGGUAGAGCGGCCAUGCCUUCACCUGGCAACACUGCUAACUUCCGUUCUCGCCUUUGGGCAGCUUUGGAACUUCUGUUUGACACGGCUAUAUAUACAGAGUGUCAUCAGGUGGAGCUUCUACAGAGGAUACUGAGGCGUAAAUUGCGAGGGGACUCGGGAGUGUUGUCACAGCAUAAUUCAGCCUGUUACAUGGAUUUGUUACCUGAAAAAAACCAGCAGCUGGCAGCCAAUUUGUGGCAGAAUGUCACCAGUCUUUUGGCACAGGAACUGGCCGAGGCGGCACAGGGUUCAAUGUUCGUAAAACAAGCCCUUGAAGGUGAAUAUCCAAAGUUCCUUCGUCUUUAUCUCGAUAUGUGCAAGAGGAUUCAGGCCAUCGAUCACAGCUCAGAGCAGAUCGAAGCUACCGUGGCAAGAGGCACAGAACAAGAAGGCACUGAUUCUGGAAGCUUUCAUAUAAAUCGUGAGGUGGUUUCUCAGUUUGAGAAUGCAUAUUUAUCACGUUCUGUAUCCCGGUUGCUGGAUCCUGUCCAUCUUAUGUUCUCUGGAGAUGCUGUUCCCCCUCAUGAGGAAGUUGAUUCUCUCAUCAGAACAAUUACGAGUGAGCUGAGUGUCUCUCUUGUUGAUGUAUUUCUGAGUUGCACAGUCGCUAGAAACAUCAGCAAGACUGUUCGCUUGUUCUGCCUCAAGUGUGAACAGAUGAUUGUUACUGAUGGAGAAGCCACACAGGUUAUAGACACUUGCACACCUGGGCAAAUGCUAAAUAUAUCCAUAGCAAAUUUGUUACACUACUUGAAUGGACAAGUGGGACGAGUUAUGGUCAAUAUGAAGACGAGUUUAUCGCCAGAUGCCGCUAAUAUCAUACAGGACUCGCUGAACCACACGGACAAACUAAUCCAAAAUAUAGUCACUCCUCUUUUAGCGUCCAUAUCUGAUGCUAUAGAGGCAAUUAUUCUUACCAUUCAUAAUGAAGAUUAUUCCAUGGGACUAGCAGAAGGAGAAAGUAGCGUUAAUACAAGCAGCAGGAGGACAGAUGCUGCCCAUUGUUCCUUGUACAUGAAAGAAUUACAGGCUUUCAUUGCCAGGGCAGCCACCAAUUACUUGGCACCAUUCCAGAGUCAAGAAAUAGUUAUGAAAUGCUCUGUUCCUGUUGCACACCGCUGCAUUCAGCUGUUUCUCAACCAUGCUUGCUUAGUUCGUCCCUUGGGAGAAGGAGGGCGUGUCCGACUUUCUGCAGAUUUCAGCCAGAUGGAAGUAGCAGUGGUACCCCUCUGUAGACAGACAUCUGAACUGAGUCGCCAGUACCGAAUGAUGCGUACAUCACAUUCAUUACUUUUCCUCGGUGACGAAGAGGUGUUGGAUAGUCCAGCUCUGGGAGAUGUAAUUCCAUACAGCUUGGUAUUGCUCUCCAUGUUUUCUCGUGGACCAAAUGAACUUCUCUCACCACAUCAGAGUGCAAACUGGUCCAUAAGCCGUUUCUCUCAGUGGUUGGACGGCCAUCCAUCAGAGCGAGAACGACUAGAGCUUCUCGGAGGAGCAUUGCAGCGGUACCAACAAAUUGUUCGUCAGAGAGGGGAAACAAGUUUUCACAGUGUGUAUCCAGUCAUGAUCACACUUCUUGAGAGAGGAAUGGCAUAUUGUGUAGAACAGAUCAGUUAAUUAUGAUGUAAGUUUGUGGUUUACUUAGUGAUGCUGUUAAUGGCACAGGCUCUGUAGCAUUCAUUUAUGAUGUAAGGUUGUCAUGCAAUGAAAAGUAAGUGAAUUUGCGCUGCUUA